This is a messenger RNA of Moneuplotes crassus, 1035 nucleotides long. The record is from the annotation of a GenBank genome assembly. Lineage: Eukaryota; Ciliophora; Spirotrichea; Euplotida; Euplotidae.
AUUUCAACUAAGUGGUAAUAAUAUGAAUUACAAUAAUCAUGAUGACCAGCAGCCGCUCAACGCUAGCAAUAAUCCGUAUCAAAAUCAACAUCAAUAUGGGCAUCCUGACCAAUACGCUCAGCAACCACAAUAUGAUCCCCAAUACUCUCCUCAGUACCAAGCUCAGCCAGCUCCUAAUCAAAUGCAUAUUCAGAACCAGAUCCAGCCAAACCACCAACAAAUGAACCAACCAAUGUAUCAGCCACCGACGAGCGACAUGAAGCCAAACACCCCUCCACAAAUGAGGGAGUACAUGGACGAAGACGAUAAAGAGUUCAUGAAGGAAAUUAGGAGAGGGUUCAUUAUUAAGGUGUACUCUAUCCUCGUCUUCUGCCUAGGCUUCACUGCCUUACUCUGUAUUGGACCUACGGUUAGCAAAAGUGUCCAGGAUUACCUGGAAAGCAACAUAUGGAUCUUGAUCACAGCAGCAAUUCUUUCCUUUGUUCCUCUUUGUAUCUUGAUGUACUUCAUCAAAGUUGCAAGAAGAGUGCCUCUUAACUACAUUCUCCUGCUAUCAUUCGUGUUUUUCCAAAGCAUCGUAGUUGCCUAUGCAUGCGCUUCAGUUGGUAAUGCAGAACUAGUGCUUAUUGCAGCUCUCAUGACUGGAGGACUCACUUUAAUAUUGACUAUUUUUGCAUGCACAACUAAAAUUGAUUUCACAUUGUGCUGGGGAGCAGUCUUUGUACUAGCAGGUACCCUCCUCCUGUUUGGUAUCUUCUCCUUGAUCUUCAGAAGCCAGGUGCUCAACAUUGUAUAUGUUUCACUAGGAAUCAUUGUAUACGGAUUUUACCUCCUGAUUGAUACACAAUUGGUUUGCGGAGGAAAGACAUGGCAAUUGUCUGAGGAAGACUACAUCAUUGGAGCCCUGAUUCUCUAUAUCGACAUCAUUGUGCUCUUUCUCAAAAUCUUAGCUUUGCUCUCAAAGAAUAGAUAAUUGUUGUAUUUAUAUAACUUUGUUUGAUACAACUUUAUAAUUCUGGAACCUGUUGCGAAUAU